Messenger RNA from Brassica oleracea var. oleracea, 540 nucleotides. RefSeq lists its product as uncharacterized. The coding region runs from base 1 to 540 and encodes 179 amino acids. NCBI's taxonomy places the organism in Eukaryota, Viridiplantae, Streptophyta, Magnoliopsida, Brassicales, Brassicaceae. The record is from RefSeq and is a predicted model, not a curated record. The transcript has 2 exons.
AUGAGAGAUGUAGCAAGGAGGUUUCAUAUGAGGGACUUGGGUAAUGGAAGGCAUAUCUCGUUCUGGUUUGAUAAAUGGUGUGAAAGGGGCGUUAUAUUCUCUCUAUUGGGUGAGCGUGGCAUUGUGAGCAUGGGGAUCAGUAGAGAGGCCACAGUGGAGGAGGCGGUUAUGUGUGUUCGAAGAAGGAGGAGUCAUCGAUCUCAGUUGCUGAAUGAAGUUGUAGCUCAGUUAGUGCUGGCAAAGGAGAAGUUGAGCGUAGGAGUGGAAGAUGGUAAUUUGUGGAGAAGGAGAUCAGGAUAUAAAAAGGAAUUCUCGACUCAUGAAACCUGGUCACAAUUGAGAACCUUGGGGGAGAGUUGCAGUUGGUCUAAAGCCGUUUGGUUCUCUCAGGCGGCCCCAAAAUAUGUGUUUAUGGCAUGGCUUGCAGUAAGAGAUAGAUUGGCUACUAUGGAUAGAGUCUCUAAGUGGAGGCAGGGUGCUGAUGAGAUAUGGGAGUAUCAAACAAGUGGUAUUCUUCUCAGCGCUCAAACUAAUGUCUGA